This is a messenger RNA of Bolinopsis microptera, 3141 nucleotides long. RefSeq lists its product as uncharacterized. The record is from RefSeq and is a predicted model, not a curated record. NCBI's taxonomy places the organism in Eukaryota, Metazoa, Ctenophora, Tentaculata, Lobata, Bolinopsidae. The coding region runs from base 1974 to 2660 and encodes 228 amino acids. Gene Ontology annotation, molecular function: protein-disulfide reductase activity. Gene Ontology annotation, cellular component: cytosol. The transcript has 4 exons.
GUGAUAUUUUUCUGGAAAAUCCUCAAAACCACGUUAAUAAUCCUUAUUUUAGACGUGAUCACAUCUUUACAUGUGCAGGUAUAAUUAAGAUACACACAGCUGCUCCUUUAUAAAGAUUACCAGUCUGUUAAUGGCCCCUCUGCACUGUAUAUUGUCAUGGCGGCGUCUGAUUACCAUGGCAACUGAUUACCGUGUUUUAUCACUAGUUAACCUGACUACGUGGUCCCGUAUAAUUAGUGUAAACUAGGUGUGAGCCGGCUGUUUAUCUCACGGGUUUUCUGGUAUCUCAAUAAUAGAUUUGUUGGAAGUUGUAGUAGUUGCUGGUAGUAGGCUAUCGGUAACGCUGUGUGAUCUCUUAUUAGUGGGUAUUAAACAGUAAACACCGUUUUAUUAUUUAACAGAGCGCUUUUUUUUGUUUUGUAGUUAACAAACUUGCGGGGAGAAUAAACAUGACUGUAUUAGUUAUCUUGAAAGAUGUUGUUUGAACACACAUAUGACGAACAUAUCGUUUUUUUAUUUUGAGACUUCAGUUUGCUAAUCCUUAGAGUUUAACGAGGGUGGGAAGUUAUUAAAGUCUAGAACUAGAAAUAUUUGCACUUUUCUUUACAUGUGCUUUCGUAGCUUUACAACUUAACUUUGCAGUAAGUAUCUAGAGGACAGAUAUUUUGAAUAAGCUGAACGAUUACCAGUUUUGCGGUAGCCGAAACAUUUGAAUUGUUAUUUAAUGGCUGCGCACUGCUAAUUUUUAUAUUAUAAUUGCAACAUUGAUUGCAGCUAGUGUUAGGCUGCUCACUGCUCAGAGAGAUUUACUUUUAAAAUCACUUGAAGUUUUCUCUUAAGUUUUAACACAUAAUAGUAAUACCAAAGGCUGAGAUCUUAUGUCCGCUGAGAGAGAUUAGUGCUCGAACACAAAAUUACUGACGACUCUAUAAAGACACUGCUCCCCACUGUUUAACUAAACACACUUGCAAGGCACUGCUGUACUACUACUACCAUAUAAAGUAAUGUUACCAUAGUAACACUACCAUAUAAGGUAAUGUUACCAUAGUAACACUACCAUAUAAGGUAAUGUUACCAUAGUAACACUACCAUAUAAGGUAAUGAAACACACCCAACCCACUAGCAGGGCACUACUUCACUACUAUAACUCUGUUACGUUGUCACUAGUGUGUAUCAGUGUGUUGUUCUGAUGUGUAAUAACUGAGGUCUAUUGGGCACCAACAUUCAACAACCUAGAACAAACCAAGAACUGAUAAUUGAUAAUAAUUUAAUAAUUGACGCUGCAAAAAUUGGAAUUUUUGUAGGAUUCUCCCAGCACAAAGCUGUAGUAAUAUCAUGUUUGUAUAUUCGUGUGUUUCUGGUUAAUUAGCUUACAACUUUAACUUGAUUAGGAUUACUGAUAAGAGGAUCAUAUUGUUCUGUAAUUUCGUAUCUUUCAUUCAUUUUGUUUGUUUUUUUAACAACAAUUUGUGCUUUUGGCUUUUGUAUUUCUUUUGUAUGUGAUAUGUGAGACGUCAAAACGAUACAUAAGGCAGCGUCAACAAGAAAUCAGAAUCGACUGUCACAGAUUCAAGCUUGACACUGAAGUUAAUGUAUAACAAGUUUCGUUAUUAUUAGAUUUACUCUGCGAGUAUAACAAAGCAUUCUGUGAAAAGUACGGACUGCUUUUUUGGCGCCAAAACAAGCAGCCGGCACGUUUAUUGAAUGGCGAUUAAAGUUAUGUGGACAAUUACCCCAGCCUAGGCAUUCUAUUCAGUUUUAUCAUCUCUGAUGAAAGGUUUAUUUGCAAACUUUUUCAAAAUAAACUCGAAACGCUCGAUUGAUUAAUUUAGUGAUCAAUUCGAUUACUUUUUCAUUGCCCUACGUGCUUUACCUUUCUCAAAACAUUCUUCACUCUUAAACUUUGUUUAUAUUUCAACUUACAAGGUGUCUUAUAGUUAUAAUAAUUAUUAUAAGUAGUAAAAAGAAACAGAAUGUUCUCCUUCGGAGGGGACACUAGAACUUGUACUGACAGAAACCCCAGAAAGAAAGAACAGAGAAGUAAAAGUAACAAGGACUCUAUAAAGAUAAAGGGACUGCUUUCUGCAGUGAGCGCUUCAGAGCCCCCAGUUAGGAUACCCACUACUACUGUAACAGCACCCCCAGAACCGGACUUGUCCCGGAUACACAGCGGGUUGAUGACGCAGAUACGAGUUGCUAACGGGUCUGCAGUCAGAUCACCCUUACUUCACAAACGAUACAAAAACUUUGACGGAAUUUCUGGAAAAGACGACAGUCGGAUAAAGGAUGUGGACUCAAUGGAACAGUUCAAGAGAGCCGUCCUCUCCGCUCACGACUCCCUGGUCUGUGUCACCUUCAGUGCUAAGUGGUGCGGACCGUGGAGGAUGAUAAAACCUGAUGUUCACAGACUCAGUCACAUUCACGGAGACGUUAUCUUUUACGAGGUAGAUGUAGAUGAUAACGAAGAGAUUGCAGCAGCUCGGCGAGUUGUGUGCAUGCCAACAUUCCAGUUUUUCAAAUGCGGUUACAUGCUAGACAAGUUCGCUGAGCCGAACAGGAUAAAAUUGGACGAGACAAUAAGGAAGUUAAGGAGGCUGGAAGUAAAGGAGGACGAGUACAGAUUCGAGCGGUUCCCGCCUGUCAUCUCAAGCAGAGGUUAACACCUGACACAAACACACAUACCUUUUCGGACUUUACUUGAACGGACAUUAACUGGACGCUAGAGGCCCUACCGUUCAUUUUUAUGUCCCUUCAUUUUAAUGUCUGUUAAAAUUUUGGCGGACGCCCUAAGUAGAUGGCCGUUCAAAAUCAUUUCCGUUCACACAAUGUCCGGUCAAAUAAGUUCCGAUAAGGUACUCACACUCACACAUAAUCACAUACACGUGAUUAGGACUUUAACAUAAAGUGGCAAGUUCAAAUGCUGUAAAGUCGCUAUAAAGUUGUUGUAAGAACUCAAGAUAGUCUAACACUGAUACGGUUAUAUUAAAAAGAUGUUACGAGUGAUUGAUAAGAGCAGCUUACAUCUUUUUAAUUUGAGACAAGGGCUAAAAUUGAGACACACUUUAAAUUUUAAUUUUUCACGGCAAAAAGUAAUCAAUUUAUGUUUGACAGUUGUUUAUUUUUUUAAUUCUGUUUUUAUAA